AUGUCUGCAAGAGUUCCGCACAUGAAAAUGAAAAUAGACCCACAGCAUCUAGAGAUUCAGACACACACAUUGGAGAAAUUGCUAGAACCCCUGAUAAUUCAGGUUACCACAUUAGUGAAUUGCCCUCAAAAUCCUUCUAACAAGAAAAAAGGACGUUCCAAAAGAGCAUGUGUUAUCCUUGCCUCAGUAGAAGAUGCAACGUGGAAUUUAUUGGACAAAGGAGAGAAAAUAGCUAAAGACUCCCCCAUCUUAACUGAGGAACUUAAUGCUGCACUUCAUGAUGUUCGCAAAGAAAGUGAAGCCUUAAAAGUAACAGCAAAAAAAUUCACAGAUGAUCCUUGUUAUUUGCCCAAAAGGGAGGCAGUUGUACAAGCAGCACGGGCUCUUCUGGCGGCUGUUACCAGACUUCUUAUUUUGGCAGACAUGAUUGAUGUGUCCUACCUGUUGCAACAUUUAACCACCGUGCAGAGAACAUUUCUUUCUCUUCAAAACGUAUCUAGUAAAUCUGAACUGCAGAGAACAUAUAAAAAUCUUCAGAAAGAACUGGAAAAGCUGGACCAGUUGGCAUACAAGCGGCAGCAGGAUUUAAAAUCAAACUAUCAGCGAGAUGACAUUGCAGCAGCACGUGCUUCUCUGAAGGAAAAUUCAUCUCUUCUUCAUUCAAUUUGUUCUGCUUGUUUGGAACAUUUGGACGUAACGUCUCUCGUAGCCAGCAAGGACUCGGUUUGCAAUGAAUUGCAGAAUGCUCUGAAUGUCCUUUCGAAUGCUUCGCAAGGAAUUAGUAAUCAAAAGGUUCAGCCGGUAUCACCAUCAGCCAUGCUCGGAAGUGCCCUUGAUGAACUCGAGAAUUUGGUUGCCUUGGAUUCCCUUGCUUUGAAUGACGACAAAAUAAUGCCAUCGCUAGAAAAGCGUUUAGAAGGGAUUAUCAGUGGGGCUGCUUUAUUAGCAGACUCUUCCUGCACACGUGAUCUUCACCGAGAGCGCAUUAUCACUGAGUGCAACGCUAUUCGCCAGGCUCUCCAAGAUCUCCUUUCAGAGUACAUGACUAAUGCUGACAAAAAAGAAAAAAGUAAUGCGUUGAAUAUUGCGAUAGACAAUAUGUGCAAGAAAACAAGAGACCUCCGUCGGCAGCUUCGCAAAGCUAUCAUUGAUCAUAUCUCAGACUCAUUCUUGGAUACAACUGUCCCACUUCUAGUGCUCACUGAAGCGGCUAAAAAUGGAAGAGAAAAGGAAAUAAAGGAAUAUGCGGCUAUAUUUAAAGAACACACAUGCAGGCUUAUUGAGGUGGCUAAUCUUGCUUGCUCGCAAUCAACGAAUGAAGAUGGAAUUAAAAUUGUCCAAACGGCAGCCAGUCAUGUGGAGACUUUGUGCCCCCAGGUUAUCAAUGCUGCUUUAGCUCUUGCUGCCAAACCCAAAAGCCAGGUGGUGAAAAGCAAUAUGGAAAUGUAUAAGAACACAUGGGAGAAUCACAUACGUGUGCUCACUGAAGCCGUGGAUGACAUUACCAGCAUUGAUGAUUUUCUUGCUGUAUCAGAAAGCCACAUCCUUGAGGAUGUAAACAAGUGCAUCCUUGCACUAAGGGAACAGAAUGCCGAAGAUUUAGAUCGUGCCGCUGGGGCCAUCCGUGGGCGUGCCACUAGAGUGGCACACAUUGUUUCUGGUGAAAUGGACAGCUAUGAACCUGGAGCUUACACUGAAGGAGUGAUGAAAAAUGUGCAGUAUCUUACAAAUGCUGUGAUUCCAGAAUUUAUCACUCAAGUCAACACUGCAAUGGAAAAUUUAAGCAGGAAUACAAUUCAUCUGUUUGAAGACAAUCAGUUUGUGGACAUCUCUAAGAAGGUCUAUGACACCAUUCAUGAUAUCAGAUGUUCAGUUAUGAUGAUUCGGACCACAGAAGAACUAGAAGAUGUAUCUGACAUUGAAGAUGAAAGUGAUGCAUGCAGCCGUACCAGUAUUCAAACUGAAGGGAAAACUGAUAAGGUGAAGAUGACUCAGUUACUGGAGGCUGAGAAAGAAAUGAUAGCAGAGCAGGUGGCUGACUUCAAGAAAGUGAAGAGUAAGCUUGAUGCAGAGAUUGAGAUCUGGGAUGAUACCAGCAAUGACAUCAUUGUUCUGGCUAAACGGAUGUGUGUGAUUAUGAUGGAAAUGACAGAUUUCACGAGGGGUAGAGGGCCACUGAAGAAUACAUCAGAUGUGAUCAAUGCUGCAAAAAUGAUAUCAGAGUCAGGAUCCAGGAUGGAUAUGCUUGCAAGGCAAAUUUCUAACCAGUGUCCAGACCUAUCAUGUAAGCAGGACUUAUUGGCUUACCUGGAGCAGAUCAAACUCUACUCCCACCAGCUCAAAAUCUGCAGUCAAGUUAAAGCUGAGAUCCAGAAUUUAGGCAGUGAGCUCAUUGUGUCAGCGCUGGACAGUGUGACUUCACUCAUUCAGGCUGCCAAAAACUUAAUGAAUGCUGUGGUGCAGACAGUGAAGAUGUCCUAUAUCGCCUCUACGAAGAUUAUCAGAAUUCAAAGUCCUGCUGGCCCGCAACACCCUGUGGUGAUGUGGCGGAUGAAGGCUCCAGCAAAGAAGCCUUUGAUUAAGAGAGAGAAGCCGGAGGAAAUCUAUGCAGCCGUCAGGAAAGGUUCAGCUAAGAAGAAAAUCCAUCCCGUUCAAGUCAUGAGUGAAUUUAGAGGAAGACAAAUAAACUGAGAUUGUUAUUCUGUUCGCUGCGAAAGGUU
This is a messenger RNA of Euleptes europaea (tarantolino), 2720 nucleotides long. RefSeq names its product catenin alpha 3 (gene CTNNA3). Gene Ontology annotation, biological process: cell migration; cell-cell adhesion. The record is from RefSeq and is a predicted model, not a curated record. Gene Ontology annotation, molecular function: actin filament binding; cadherin binding; beta-catenin binding. The transcript has 17 exons. Gene Ontology annotation, cellular component: fascia adherens; adherens junction. NCBI's taxonomy places the organism in Eukaryota, Metazoa, Chordata, Lepidosauria, Squamata, Sphaerodactylidae. The coding region runs from base 1 to 2691 and encodes 896 amino acids.